GAACACAUUUAUCCGAUCCGUCCAAAGCCGCCAUUCUCUCUCUCUCUCUCUACCUCCGACACCGAGCAUUCCCGCCCCAUCGACUCCCCGAUCCCGUUUCCGGCCGGCGUGAUCCCAUCAUCCCAUCAGUUUCUUUCUCAACCCCUCCUCACCAACCUGUUCCCCGAAGAACACCAAUACACCUCCGUCGCUCUCUAGGUUUACGUUGCGCAACGGUGGAUGUCGGUGAGAUUGGGGAGAACUGCCUUCUCUUUCGUGAUUGCCUGGAUUCUAACGGGUUACUAGGGGUGGUCAUGGGUGAUCGGUCGGUGUGGUUUAGGGCGAGGGUGUGAACAUGUGGUUGGGGGCAGGUUAUCGGACGUUUAGUAGCACCUUUUAAUCCGAGAAGGUGUUUAUUAGAAUGCUUGCUCCCAUUGUCGAUGUUGGCAUUUAGAAUAUUAUCUUUGGGAAGAAAUUGGUCCCAUGGCUGCUUCCUCUCCCGCCUCUAAUAACAGCAAGGCUGUUGAUUCUAUUACUGCUGCGAUCACAAAUGGUAGUGCAACGCCUCAACGAUCAAUGACCCUUGACCCACCGAAGCAGAACCUUCGUGGGCUUAACAAACCUAAGUGCAUUAAAUGCGGCAAUGUUGCUCGUUCAAGGUGCCCCUUUCAGUGCUGCAAGAGUUGCUGUUCCAAAGCUCAAAAUCCUUGUCAUAUUCAUGUUUUGAAACAAAAUGGUACUCUACCUGACAAACCACCGCCAUCCAGCUCGCCUUCAUUGGAACAACCAUCAACUGAUGCACCUUCAACUGGAUCUUCAUGGAGAUUGAAUUCACUCAGACAACUUUCCACUGCUUUUGCCAAUUCUCUACGAUCUAAGAAACCUCUUACCCGGAAGGAUGCUGCUAAUGUAAACAAGUGGAGGUUCAUGAAGUUGAAGGAGCACAUUGAAGGAAACAUUGAAGUUGAAAAUGAAGCAUUUGAUAGGUACAUGCAGAAUGUCAGUCUACUAGAGGAAACAUUCUCUGUUGUCGAGGGGCUCAAACUAGAGGACCAGCUAAUACUGGAAGACGCAUCUUCAGAGGACAAGAUUCAUCAGUUGGUAUCUGAGAUAAAAGUGAAGCUAAAAUCAAAUGUUGAAAGAGCAGACAGCUUCAGAGAGAGGAUUCAGAACCUCAUUAAUCAGAAGUUAAGGAAGUUGCAGGAAAGGGAGCUUUUUAAUGAUGAGGGAUCACCUGAUGAUGAAGAACAAGAUGCCAACAGAGAGUUCAAAAGACUAAAGAAAGUUAUACAAUGGCAUGUUGAGAGAUAUGCAGCGGUGAAUGAUCUUAUGGAUAAGUUGAAUAGAGCACGAAGUGAAGAUGAUCUGAAAUCUUGCUUGGAGUUGAAGAAUCAACUGUUCAACCAUUCUGAUGUUAAUUCUGUUGACAAAUCUAAGGAUCCUAAUUCUGAGGAUAAAAUGGUGCACAAAGAAGAGUCAGACAGUUUGUCUGCUCUCUCAUCCUAUUCUUUGCCUAUGGUUUAUACAACUGUUCGUACCAAUCAGGCUGCGCUCUCUAAUGUCGAUGCUGAAUUUUCAUCUCUUGGUCAAAUUGCUCAAUUGUGACUCAAAGCAUUUACAAAACCAUGAUCUUAGAUUCAGUGUAAUCAAUACCGCAAUUUUCUGUGGAAUAUGUACCUGAGGAGCUUGUAGCAAUGCGGCAGAUACCCUGAAAACGUAGACUGGCAGGUGAUGGCAGUUUGUCCUAGGCUUUUUUAGUGAAAGAAAUUUGCUGCUAUCGCAUGAAGCAGCAUAUUGUUUUCCUUCAGUUUCCACGUUCCAGUCAUGUAUCACAACAUGUGAAUUAUCCCACCUAGUAUGUGUUUCUAUCUUCAUUGGAUAAUUUUGUCUAUUGCAGUUCCUCUUGUAACAUUUCAACUCAGGAUAAUUUAACAUAGUAACAUCUUAUGAUUAUGG
Molecule: messenger RNA, 1935 nt
Organism: Elaeis guineensis (African oil palm)
Lineage: Eukaryota; Viridiplantae; Streptophyta; Magnoliopsida; Arecales; Arecaceae
Source: RefSeq, a predicted model, not a curated record